UCACAGUAGUGUUGAAACAUACAGACCAAGCAUAGGAGUUUGGACUUCUAUUGGAGAUAUGCAUUUGCCUCGAAGAGAUGCAGGAGUAGUUGCAUUAAAUGGUUUAUUGUAUGUCGUCGGUGGCUACGACGGGACUUCUAGUUUGAAUUCUGUUGAAUUUUACAACCCACGCACCAAUACCUGGACUAUGGUGACAGUGCCAAUGAAAGAUGCACGGACUUCAGCAAGAGUAGUAGCCAUUAAUAGGCCUCGACUUUUUAAUACUUGUAAAAAUUCAUGAUUUUUUUUUUUUUUUGAUACAAUUUAAUAUAAAAUAUAAAUGUUUUUUUCUAUUGUUUUAUAGUAUCUUAAUUGA
Molecule: messenger RNA, 355 nt
Organism: Acyrthosiphon pisum (pea aphid)
Lineage: Eukaryota; Metazoa; Arthropoda; Insecta; Hemiptera; Aphididae
Product: kelch-like protein 2
Exons: 2
Coding region: 59-280 (73 amino acids)
Molecular function (GO): protein binding
Source: RefSeq, a predicted model, not a curated record